GCAAGAAGUUACUGUCAUCUCUUAAUCUGUCACACCCUUCACGUCUAAAUUCUAGUGUACUUAUUAUUUUUUCCAUAUACAUGAGUAAUGCAAAAAAAGAAACUACACAAAAAAGUAUCAUCCCCAUUAAAAACAAAACCGAAAAAAGUUAAAAAAUAUUUUCGUAAAAAUAAAGAAAAGAAAAAUCCUGAACUCGAACCGGGCACAUCAACAUCCAAACCUACGAGCCCGAGAAAUCCACAUUUCAAACGUUUUUUGGACUAUGAGCAAGUUAGGAUUUAUUUAAAUUCCUUGCUGCAAGCAUAUCCUAAUAAUCUUGAAAUGGAAAUUAUAGGAAGUUCCAAAGCAGGUAGACCUAUUUUCUUAAUGUUAGCAGCAAGACACGUUGAUCUUCCACGCAAAAAUGCCGUUUUCAUUGAAGCUGGUUCGAACGGAGAAGAUGUCAUGUCUGUAGCGAGUGCCUUGUAUAUUUUAAACUAUCUUUGCGCGCACGCCAGUAGUAGUACCACAUUACUAGUCAUGGAUGUUUACGUAUUGCCUUUAGCCAAUCCCGAUGAUUAUGAACUAACCCUGUACGGGGAAAAGAAUAUGAUGAAUUUGGCCAGAAGUUUUCCUUUCAGAUUAGCUCAUUAUAAUGCAGAUGACAUAGGAAUAGAAAAUUACAUAGAAGUCAACCAUAAGUGGAAAGAAAAUCUAGUAAUACAAAACUAUGAAAAACUAGCAUUGAUCAAGGGCAUCGCUGACUACCAAAAAAACAUUAAGCUCUUCAUUUCGCUCCAAGAAGAAGGUGAAAAAAUUGUGUAUCCCUUUGGAACAAAACUGGAACCGUACGACAACUGCGCUCUAUCUUAUGUGGCCAAAAUAGGAAAAUUGGGAAGCCAAAUUGAUUUUCAUGUGGGAACAAUUUUUCAACAAUGUGGACUUACUUGUGGCACCGUAGUAGACUUCUUAAGAUUAUUUUCAACUUAUUUAAAGUUUACUUACAUCAUUCACAUGAACGAUAAGAAAAUAGGGCAGGUUUUUAGAAGGGUUCCCUAUCUAGCUGAAAAUGUACUGUGUGUUGUUACGUUGAUGGCUAGAGAGGUUGAUAAUUAUUAUAAAUCUCAAGUUUUUUAUCCUGAAUAUGCUAAAGAAACCUCGCUUAUAAAAUAGUUUGUAUAAAAAAGUUUAUAUCAACUAUUUUUUGACUUAUUUUAUGUCACUUUCCAAGAAUCUGUCGAAUAGACUAAAACCUUUUUUUACCAUAAAUUAUUAUUAUACUAAUGAAGGUAUUAAAUAAUUUUUUUAAUUCACAGAUAAUAAUAAGCUAUUCGGAAAGUUUGUAUUAAGUUCUUGUUUUUGGAGUUUUAUUAUUAGAGAAGUUUAAUUUGUAAAGAUGUUAAUUUAAAAAUUUUGAUAAGUCUACAAAAUAUGACAGACUAAACGUAGUUCUUAUUUUUUAGAGUGUUCAAUUAUUCUGCAGUUGAAUUUUUUUUGCUGCAAAUAGAUUUAUGAGAAUUGUACAAUUUUUUUAUUGACAAAUUACAUAUGCCUUGCAAAGGUGACAUUUUUCAUAUUCUUUAUUAAAAAUAUCUGUAUUAUUAUGGAUUUUUGGUUUUAAAUUUAUUCACUUUAGUAAUUAUUGUAGUAUUGAGGAAUUUCCGUUGUUAUGGCCCAUAAAAAAAAACGUAACUGUAUAUUUUAAUAUUAAUUGUAACAAGUGAAGGGUUCUUUUUUAAAAUUGUAUGAUAAUUAAAUACAUUGCUUUCCUAUUAAUAGUUUAUUUUU
This is a messenger RNA of Psylliodes chrysocephalus, 1767 nucleotides long. The record is from the annotation of a GenBank genome assembly. NCBI's taxonomy places the organism in Eukaryota, Metazoa, Arthropoda, Insecta, Coleoptera, Chrysomelidae.